Messenger RNA from Chiloscyllium plagiosum (whitespotted bambooshark), 2585 nucleotides. RefSeq names its product transcription factor AP-4 (activating enhancer binding protein 4) (gene tfap4). NCBI's taxonomy places the organism in Eukaryota, Metazoa, Chordata, Chondrichthyes, Orectolobiformes, Hemiscylliidae. The record is from RefSeq and is a predicted model, not a curated record. Gene Ontology annotation, biological process: regulation of transcription by RNA polymerase II. Gene Ontology annotation, molecular function: RNA polymerase II cis-regulatory region sequence-specific DNA binding; DNA-binding transcription factor activity, RNA polymerase II-specific; protein dimerization activity. Gene Ontology annotation, cellular component: nucleus.
UUUGUGGGUGGGUAGCGAAGGGAACGAUUAUUGGUCAAUCUGUCUCACUGUCUUAACAAUGGGACGAAAGAUCCUGGGAUUUACAAAGCUACAAAAACAAACCCCAAAUGACUGAAUCACGCUGUGAAUUGUCUAAAUGUCAGGAACAAUGGCAUGGAACUUUGUGACCACCUGCUUGGCAGGUACUUUAUUCUACUUUUUCUAAGCAACUAUUUCUUUGUGGUAGGCGGGCAGCAUCGCCCUACCCUGAGUUAAUAGGCAGUGGAAAUUCAGCAAGUUUCUAUUCCUUUCAGAGGAGAAAAUAGAAUGUUGUUUUUCUGUGGUGCUACAAGGAUCGGUCAGCCUUCCAAUAUUUUAACAUUGGAAUUCUUGGGUUUGUUGCACUUGAUUCCCCCGGAGUUCUUUCCUUACUGGUCAAGAUCGAAGCUUUCUCUUAAGUAUGCUAGGUAAAAUAGCAUCCGAAUGCUGCCUUGAAAUGUGCAAGAUGAUAUGUGGUAUCUCUUUAAAGCAGAGUUGGAGUAAGUGGGCGGGUGGGGGUUGGAUUUGCGUCUCUGUGUUCUCAGCUGCUCCAAUGUCACAGAAGCUGUUGCUUUUCCUCUCGGCGUUGCCAGCCCGUCAGCUGAUGAGCCGCUUCACCCCACACACGUAGUGGCGUAUGCAGAAACAUACCCCCACCCACCUUUAACUGACCAUUGCCCAUUUCCUUCCCUCUCCGUUGACGCCGGUAGCAUCUUUCUUCCCAAUUUGCAGAAGCAAACCGGACUCUGGUUGCGCCCUGUCCGGGGGCUCGGCCAGGACCGGGGAAUAGUCCUUUGUUUACAUGCAAUCCCGGUCCCGGCGGAAGGAGGCGGCGGUGCUGCGAAGGCACCAGCUGUUUCCCGCCAUUUACAACCAUCUGAUAGAGCGAUCAGCUGGAAACACACACAGAGAACCAGAACUCAGCCAGCCUUUUAUUUAAGACGAUUAUUAUUAUUUGUGCACAAUUAUUUUCUCCAGGUGCAAGACAUGGAAUAUUUCGUGGUGCCGACUCAAAAGGUACCUUCAUUCCAGGAUUUCAGGAAGAGUGAGAAAGAAGUGAUAGGAGGUCUUUGUAGUCUGGCUAAUAUCCCACUGACCCAGGAAUCCCAGAGAGACCAGGAAAGGAGGAUACGGAGAGAGAUUGCCAACAGCAACGAGCGCCGCAGAAUGCAAAGCAUCAACGCUGGGUUCCAGUCCCUGAAAACACUGAUACCCCACACGGAUGGCGAGAAACUCAGCAAGGCAGCCAUUUUGCAGCAAACAGCAGAAUAUAUCUUUUCGUUAGAGCAAGAGAAAACCCGGUUACUUCAACAGAACUCUCAGCUGAAGCGUUUCAUUCAGGAGUAUAGUGGUUCCUCCCCUAAGCGGAGACGAGCAGAGGAUAAGGAUGAAGGGAUUGGCUCCCCAGAUGUUUGGGAGGAUGAGAAGCUGGAGGACCUGAAAAGGGAAAUGAUUGAACUUCGGCAGCAGUUGGACAAGGAGCGUUCAGUCAGGAUGAUGUUGGAGGAACAGGUUCGUUCACUGGAUGCCCACAUGUAUCCUGAGAAAUUAAAGGCCAUUGCACAACAAGUACAGCUGCAGCAACGGCAUCAGGAACAAACCAAGAUCCUUCAACAGGAGGAGCAACAGGAACCCGAAUCCCAACUUAUGACGCAGCUCCUGCCAGCGCAUGUUUUCCCAGCAUCAACCCACCAUCCAACUGUCAUUGUGCAGACUCCACCCCCACCGGCUUCGCAUCAAGUUACCGUGGUGACAAUGGGACCAUCCUCAGUCAUCAAUAGCCCUUCCACUACAUCGAGACAGAACCUAGACACCAUUGUGCAGGCAAUCCAGCACAUUGAAGGAACGCAAGAGAAGCAGGAAGAGGAGCAGCGGCGGGUAGUCAUUGUCCAGCCUACCCGUGUUUGGUCAGGCGCUGAAUCGGAGAGAGAAGCGACAGAAGCACUUGUGCCGCGUGAUGAGAAGGGGCCCAUGGAGAGGGUUCUCCCGUGACACUACAACUAUACCAGGCCGGGAUUAAUUCAAACAUCGUUCCCAAUGUUCUUCUCUCAAAAGGAAAAAAAAUUUUGGUCUCUUUUUGACCUUCCCAAUACUGUAAACAGUCUCAGUCUGGAAUGAGAGUUUAUCAAAAAUCUGGACCAUACCAGAAGGGAUGUAAAAUCCUUUCUUGUGCUCAUGACUACCUUGGAAUUCAUAGCUGAAGUGUUGCUGAGGGACAUUUUAGCAUCCUUUUAUUUUUUUACGUUUUGGGGAGGGGUGGGCGUUUCAAGCACUUACCAAUUUGUUCAGUCCAGUGGGGGUAACUUCCUCCCAGUGAGAACUGUGGGCCCCACUUCUACAAUCACUGCCCCCACCCCCACUUGUACUGAUGUAGAUGAUUUUUAAGCAAUGUCCUUUCAUGUAGUUAGUUUGUUAGUUCCUUCCAUUUUUCCCUGUAUCCAUAAUCGAGUUUUACGUUGAUACAAGGUUUGUGUUCAUUGGAAAAACUUCUAUUUUGUUAAGAAAGUGGGGAAAAAAGGCACUUGCCUUGCAGAGAGAAAUAAAGUUUGUACUUUGUUUUUUUUUAA